CACGCUAUAAAGUAAAAAGCUUUCUAAAAUGAAAUUAGUUUUAUAUAUUCAGUAAUAAUACAGCAAGUGCUUUUUCUAAACGAGGUCACCUCGUUGUAGUAUUCGUUUUAUAGUGACUAUUAUGAGACCUCCAAGCCCAAAAGGGGAGCAAGGUAGCUUGUCUUUAAUGUCUUUCCGCGGUCGCACGAACUAACAAGGGACUUAAUACAUCAAAGACUGCGAUGCCACAUCAGGUUGUUUUCCAAGCCGUCGUCUCACGAGUGUAACACUAGUUGGAGAUACAGUCUGCCGAAUGCAGGAAGGAGUGAAGCAUCAACGUUGGCUUGUGUGCUUGUUACCGUGCGUAUUUUUGUUAAUGGGGACGUUGCUCUGGGAUCACUACAGAGGGAACCGUGCUCUCAGUGCCUUUCCUCCGUCUUUUCGUCUUUUCAAUUGAGCACUGAUGGUGUUGUUCUAUAUGAUUAUUUUAAUCUCAUUGACAUGUAGGCUGUCUGCCUGAGUAACUUUGGAGAGGCUUGGCGACCAGGUAGGCUAACAGCGAGGGAGCAUGUACUAUCUUAUCGCCCCUGGAUUCAUUGUGUCUUUUCAAGAAAAAAGCGUUGGACACGUUAUAUGCCACCACAUGAAGACAGUUACAAAUGUUAUAAGAACAAUUUAACUAAGGGCGUUUGUUGAAACGCUAAGGAGAAUGGCUUCGAAGGAACGACUGUACGAGCUGUGGAUGUUGUAUUACACCAAGAAAGAUGUGGGUUAUUUGCAGCAGUGGCUGGAAGCGUUUGUGGCGUCCUUCGAGAGGAUUAUCGAUGUUCACUCCCUGGAACCCCGACGGCUGGAGGAGAGUGGCUCCGAGGUGCCCCAGCUGCCCAGGGAGGUGCUGGUGCUCCUGAGCACACAGCUGUGUCACAGUGCCCUGCACCUGUCUGGCCAGGAGCCCAAUGGCAGUGUGCCACAUCCACUACUGCUCAUUAAGUUCUUCAUCAUCAUCUGCAGGAACAUGGAGAACAUUGAGCCUGACAAGACCCCAGAAUUUGUGUUUGAGACCAUCAAGCUCUUAACAUUCUGCCUUAAUCAGCUGAAGCGAGGCCAUGAGGAGAAACAGUCUCUGCAAUGUGUGGUGCAGCAUAGCCUGCUGCUGUGUGAGAGUCUCUUUGACCCUUAUCAGACCUGGAGGAGACGGCAGGCAGGGGAGGAAGUGAGCGUGCUGGAGAGGAGUAAAUACAAGUUUGCCCCUCUGUCUGUUCCUGAGGAGCUCACAGCUCUCUUCCAUGACGUGCUGCAGGAGAGUGAGCGUCUCCCUGAGCUGCUGGUGGUGUGGCUGGUCCAUCUGCAGGGAGCUGUCCUCAGUGGGAGCAAGAAGAAUGGCCUGAUGUCCAUCACGUCUCCUGCGGUGGACGACCUCUUCUCUGUGCUGCGUGCCUGGUGCCUGCGGCCCUCACCGGACCACCCCAAGGACCCGCAGCUGUUACGGCUGACCCUGCAGUGCCUGACCGCCUUGCUGCACCUCCUUCACGGCAGCAGCCCAGCGGAGCGGCAGCUGGACAUCAGGCACGUCCUGGACAGCUACUUCCAGCUGCUCAACUGGAGCAGGCCCCCGGCUGACGGCGCGGACUCCAGGCUGCAGUGGGAGGAGAGCCUGGUCACUCUACAGAUACACAUGCUCAAUACGAUCCCACAGAUCCUGCAGUGUUCCGACCGAGCUGUGCUGCAGGCCAUCUUCCUCAACAACAACUGCUUUGAGCAUAUCCUCCGACUCAUCCAGAACAGCAAGCUCUAUCAGAGCAGUAGGUGUAGGAAGGAGCUUGAGGAUGUGUGUGUCCCCACCACACGCUUACUGAAGGAGGUGGAAGUGGAUCAGGUGUGGGAGAAGGGCUCGGACUGCAUCACGGUGCACGCCAUCGGAGUCCUCACCGCCAUCAUGAGCAACUCCCCGUCCGCCAAGGAGGUCUUUAAGGAACGGAUUGGUUACUCUCAGCUGUUUGAAGUGCUCAAGAGUCAAGGCCGGCCCACCAAACGACUUCUGCAGGAGCUGAUGUCCAUGGCAGUGGAGGGGGAGCACUCUCGGGCAGUGCACCUGGGCAUCAGUAAUGAGCAGCCUCUGGUGCUGCUGCUGCAGUGGCUGCCGGAGCUGGGCCAGCGUGAGCUGCAGCUGCUGGUGGCGCAGUGGCAGGCGGCCGUGUGCGGGGGCUCGCUGGCCUGCCGCACGGUGGCCGUGGAGGCCGGCCUGGUGGACACGCUGCUGGAGGUGCUGGCCCGGCCCGAGCAGCUGGACCGCCAGUGUGCCAACGCAUUGCUGGGCCUGCUGCAGGACCUGGGCUCCCUCUCGCUGCGGCCGGAGCAGCUCAAGACCCUGCUGCGUCUGCUGCGCACCGACGGCGCCUCGGCCCCGCACCCCUACUGCGCCCGCGCCAUCCGGGUCCUCUCCGCCAUGGCCACGCGCGAGGGCCGCGCCAGCGCCCUGCAGUACUUCGACCUCACGCCCCCCAUGGCGGGCAUCAUGGUGCCCAGCAUCGCCCGCUGGCCGGGCAGCGCCUUCGCCUUCCACGCCUGGCUGUGCCUCAAUGUGGAGUUUCCGCCGCUGCAGCCCGACGGCUUCUCCGCAUCAGGCCCGGCCAACGGGUACUCGGGACGCAUGGGGAAAGGGCCGCGCAGGAAACAGCUCUACAGCUUCUUCACAGCGAGCGGCAUAGGCCUAGAGGCCUUCUUCACCAUGGAGGGAGUGUUGGUGGUGGCGGUGUGCACCAAGAAGGACUACAUGGCAGUUUCUGUCCCUGAGAAACCUCUUGUGGACUCAGCUUGGCACUCGGUGGAUAUUGUGCACAUUCCAGGACGCCAGUUCUUUGGCCAGAACGCGGUCACCAUCUACAUAGACGGAGAGCAGGUCAAGACGGCCCAGCUUCGCUUCCCUGCGAUGAAUGAGCCUUUCACAUCCUGCUGCAUCGGCUCAGCGGGACACCGGACCACCACCACCACUACCUCUCCCACCUUCCCUCCCCCCUCCCUCACUGGCUCAAGCAAUGACUUGGUCUUCCCAGUUCACCCUCCCGCCCUCACCCGCUCCCAGUCCUUCCCAGCAUCCUUUGCAGCAGGCCGCUGGGGCCUCGGGGAAGCACGGGAUGCCCCAGUGCACACCAUCCCAGCGGGGCUGCAGGACACAGAGUGGGGGACCCCCACCUCCUUGGACGGCCUGCUGGGGACUGCCUUUAUCUGCCACGAGGCACUCCAGCCUGCCCAGACACGUACAUUGUACAGUGCAGGGCCGAACAACGUGUGCCUGUUCAAAUCAGAUGGAGAGCUUUCAGAACUCAACAGCAAACUGCUGCUCUACUACACCCCUCAGGCCUUUAAGAGCCAGAUAUGUCUGGACUUGUCCCCCAACCACCACUAUGACGGCCGUUUGACUGGGCACCGCGUGGUCAACUGGGACAUUAAGGAUGUGCUGAACUCGGCGGGGGGGAUGGGCGCCCUGCUGCCCCUGUUGGAGCAGGUGUCUGGCGAGGAGCAGGCGGAAGCUAGCGGGGGCCAGGAGACCUCCGAUUUACUGGGGCCAGAGCUCACCUCCUCCAGGGGCCCCGCAGGCAUGUUGCUGCCCCUGGGUAAAUCCUCAGAGGGGCGUCUGGAGAGGAACAGCGUGGCGGCGUUCCUGCUGAUGGUGAAGAACAUGCUGCGCCAUCACCCCGUCAACCAGGAGAGCCUGCUGCACUGCCACGGGCCUGCCAUCAUUGGAGCCAUGCUCAGCAAGGUGCCCAGCCGCAUGAUGGACAUGAGCGUGCUGAUGGCGUGCCAGUUCCUGCUGGAGCAGGUGUCCAGCGAGGGCAGCGGCGCCCUGCUCUCCCAGCUCUACCAGCACCUGCUCUUCGACUUCCGCAUCUGGAGCCGCAGCCACUUCGCCGUCUGCCUCGGCCACGUCCAGUACUUGUCCUCUGUGCUGAAGGAGAGUAAGCAGCGCACGCGCAGGAAGUACGGCGUGCAGUACAUCCUGGACUCCAUACGCACUCACUACAGCGUGGAGAAGGAUGGCAGCCCCCUGUCCGAUGAGAAGCAGACGGUGCAGAUCUCGCUCUUCUCCCUGCUGAAGGACUUCCUGCUGAAGUCUACCAGCCCUGAGGAGCUCCACAGUGUCCUGGCUUAUGCCUGCAUCACCUCAGAUGAGCAACAGGUGAUCAGUGCUCUGGACGUGGUGUAUAGUGUGUUGCGCUGCACCCCUCCACGGGACCAGGCCCUGAGUGUGUUGUUGGAGUGGCGAGUGGAGCAGCUCUACUGCCUGCUGCUCAAGCCCAACUUCAUGGAUGAGACACGUGAGAGGGUGUUCAGGGUGCUUUAUAAAGUGCUGAAGAGUGAGCGCGUGCAGGAGCGCAGUAAGCAGCGCAUCAAGCUUCGAGACUCGGGUUACCUCGGCCUGGUCUGUUUCCUUGGAGACACUCCCGUCACCAUGACCACCAUUCGUUGCCUCUACGAGCAGGUUUUGGCCACAGAUCCUACUCCUAACUUCCGAGACCUCCUGGCUGUGGUGUACCUGUCCCAUCGCUCUGACCUGACCGUGCGUCUAGACAUCUGUCGCAAGCUCUUCCAUCUUAUCUACGAUAACGAGGAGUACGUUCGCCAGCUGGCCCGACAGCCUGGCUGGCAGGACGGCCUGACCAAGCUCUACGUGAAGGAGUCCUACGAGUCGCGCGCCGCCAGCCAGUCGGGCUCCAGCCCCAACAGCUCCCUGGAGCCCGGCGCCUCGCGCCCCCCACUGCUGCGCCGUGACGACAGCACCACCGAGAGCCGUGCCGGCGACGUCUUCAUCCCCUACAGCACCCGGGAAGACGAUGAGGAGGAGGACGAGGAGGAGGAGGAAGAGGAGGCUCAACACGACAUUUCGGAGGGCUUCUCCGACUUCUCCUCGCAGUCGCCGCCACCACGCGCUUCCCUGAAGGGCCUCGGUGAGUCGGGUCACUUCAAGUCAUUCGACUCGACGGAGCGCAGCAGCCGCUCCUCCUCGCUCUCCAACAUGGUGGACAUCCCCGCCUCCCGGCUGGAGGAGGAGGGCCUCUACCACCCCCUCUCGCCCUUCGGUACCUCCCCCUUCGAGCUGGACCUGGGCCAGACUGCUGUUGGCGCGGGGGCGGGCGGAGGCGGUGGUGGGGCUGGUGCGGGGCCCGGCUUGGCCUCCCACACGCCUGCCGGCAGCCAGUCGGACACCCCCUCCCCUCUGGAGCACAGUCGGCCCUUCCUGGGGUCCCGGCCACGGAAGAGCUCCAGCCUGUCCAACGUACUGGAUGAGGCCAGCUACAGCACGGAGCAGCCCACUGCUGACAGCAUCUCCAACACCUCCAACCCACAGCAGGCCCCAGAGGAGGAGCUGUGUAACCUGCUGACUAACAUCGUGUUCUCCGUGCUGUGGAGAGGCGCUGAGGGCCCAGAGGACGUGGUGUGGAGGGAGAGGGGCCAGGUCUUCUCUGUCCUCACCAAAUUGGGCAGCUCCUGCCAGCUGGUCCGCCCGCCUGAUGACAUCAAGCGCAGUUUGCUAGAGAUGAUGCUGGAGUCAUCUCUGUCAGACCUGCGGGAUGCUGCAGGAGUGACUCCACCCCAUCAUCCUAACCUGCUCCGUCUCCUGCGGCUGCUCCAAGACUUCCUAUUUGCAGAGGGCACCGACAAUCACAACCUGUGGAGUGAGAAGAUCUUUGAAGCCGUAGUGAACUUGCUGGAUCGGCUACAGGCAUGGCACCCUCCUCCUGCCUCCCCCUCAGCCCCUGAGCUCAGAGAAAUGGCCCACAUCGGCCUCCGUAUCAUCACAGGAUAUAUCCAGCAACAGCAUCCACAGGUGUGUGUGAUGGCCUGUGUGAAGCUGCACAGUCUCCUGCAGACAGUGUUGUGUUUAGGCUGGGAGGAGGUCUGCUUCCUGUUGGGCCGUUUGGGCGCCCCCCUGUGGCCAGCUGGGGGCACAGCUGUCGACACCAGCAGGCAAGCCGAGACUUUUAGCCAGCUGGUGCCUAUCGUGCGGACGCUGCUGGACCAGCACGCUGACCCAGUGACCCUGCAGAGGCUGCUGCCAUCUCUGCCCCCCACCAAUGGCAGUGCCACCUUCGCCCAGGACCUGCAGGCCUACUGCAGCACACUGGAGUGGCAGGACUUCUACCACAAUCACGUGGAGGUGACCAUGGAGCAGUAUGAGCUGGACACAUUUAGCAAGAGCCACGACCUCAUGUCCAACUUCUGGAACUCCUGCUUUGACGACCUGAUGAGCACAGCUCAAAUCCGGGACAAGGAACGCGCAGAGAGCAAAGCCAAGUUCCAGGAGGUGAUCGUGGACCCCUACCUGAAGCGGGUGCGCUCGGAGAACGGGCACUACCACGGCAUCCAGAAGCAGAGCCUCAGCCAGCAGUCGGUGGUGGUCAAACACUGGAAGGCUCUUCAGAGGCUCCUCAACCACCCGAGAGCUGCCUGGGCACACAGAAUCCAGCCGGAGGUGAAGUGGACGUUGUCCAAUGCAGAGACCUACUCCAAGAUGCGUCUCAAACUGGUCCCCAACUAUAACUACGACUCUCACAGUGAAGCUGCUGCACUCAGGGAUAAUAUGGGAGCUGAAAGCCCUCGCAGUAACACAGACACCAUCCCCCUGGCCGUGGCGAAGGAGGCCAAAGUGAGUGACAUGGAGGACGAUCAACUCGGGGAUGAGGACAUGUUUCCAGUCAACCAGGUGGAGGGAGAGGAGGAGAGUCAGAAAGAAAAGCUGGUGCUGUCAGAAGACUGUGAUCUCAUCACCAAUAUCUCAGUGGUACCAGGUCGCCUGGAGGUCACCACACACCACCUGUACUUCUACGACGGCAGCAGUGAGAAGGAGGAGACCGAGGAGGGUAUAGGUUUUGACUUGAAGCGACCCCUCAGCCAACUGCGGGAGGUGCACUUGAGGAGGUAUAACCUGCGCAGGUCUGCCCUGGAGCUCUUCUUCAUAGACCAGUCCCAUUACUUCAUCAACUUCAGGAAGAAAGUGCGAAACAAGGUGUACUCUAGAAUCCUGGGGCUGCGUCCUCCCAACCUCUUCUACUUCGGCUCUCGCUCCCCCCAGGAACUCCUCAAAGCUUCCAACCUCACACAGAAAUGGGUCCACAGAGAGAUCUCCAACUUUGAGUAUCUCAUGCAGCUCAACACUAUAGCUGGCCGCACCUACAAUGACCUCUCCCAGUACCCUGUGUUCCCCUGGGUUCUCUGUGAUUACACCUCUCCGGUUCUGGACCUGGAUGACCCUGCUGUGUUCCGUGACUUAUCCAAACCCAUUGGGGUGGUGAACAAACGCCACGCGCAGAACGUCAAAGAGAAAUAUGAGAGCUUUGAGGAUUCCACGGGCACGAUAGACAAGUUCCACUAUGGCACACACUACUCCAAUGCAGCAGGAGUCAUGCACUACAUGAUCCGUAUGGAGCCCUUCACCAGCCUGCACAUCCAGUUGCAGAGCGGCAGAUUUGACUGUGCGGACAGGCAGUUCCACUCAGUGGCUGCAGCGUGGCAGGCCAGGAUGGAAAGCCCAGUUGACGUGAAGGAGCUCAUCCCGGAGUUCUUCUAUUUACCAGAGAUCCUGGAGAACAUGAACGGCUUUGAUCUGGGCUGCCUGCAGAUGUCUCAAGAGGCUGUGGCUAACGUGUUGCUGCCUCCCUGGGCCUCAUCUCGAGACGAUUUCAUCACAAAACACCGCCAAGCUCUGGAAAGUGAGCACGUGUCUGGCCACCUCCAUGAGUGGAUUGACCUGAUCUUUGGCUUCAAGCAGCGAGGAGAAGAGGCAGUGAAGGCCCUCAAUGUUUUCUACUACUGCACCUAUGAAGGGGCAGUGGAUUUGGAUGCUAUAGCCAAUGAGACAGAGCGGAAAGCUCUAGAAGGCAUCAUUAGCAACUUUGGUCAGACUCCUUGUCAGCUGCUCAAGGAGCCUCACCCUCCCCGCAUGUCUGCAGAGAGUGCCUCUCGGCGGCUGGCCCGCAUGGACACUCUCCCCCCAAACCUGUUUGAGCAGCUGGACAAGCUCCGACCUUUCGUGGAGGUGGUGAGUGAUGGCCUGCCUUUAGUGCAAGCUGUGAUUCCCCGAAAUCAGACCAGAUCCUUCAUUAUACAGGGAUCAGACGUGCUGGUGUCAGUAAGUGCCAACGGUUUGAUUGGGACCCACAGCUGGCUGCCCUAUGAUAAAAGCAUCGCCAACUACUUUACCUUCACAAAGGACCCCACUGUGUCCAACCCCAAGACUCAGAGGUUCCUGAGCGGGCCCUUUUCCCCAGGCGUGGACAUCGGGCCCAGGGUGCUGGUGGUGUCCAAUGAUGGGCGCCUGCUGUUCAGCGGAGGUCACUGGGACUGCAGCCUCAGGGUCACCAUGCUGGGCAAGGGCAAGCUAGUGGGCAGGAUCUGCCGACACAUAGACAUUGUCACAUGUCUGGCUUUGGACCUCUGUGGAAUCUACCUCAUCUCUGGCUCCCGAGAUUGCUCCUGCAUCAUCUGGCAGGUGCAGCAGCAGGGGGGCUUCUCCAGUGGACUCUCCCCAAAGCCUGUGCAGGUGCUCUGCGGACAUGACCAGGAGGUCACCUGCGUGGCCAUCAGCACCGAGCUUGACAUGGCCGUCUCGGGGUCAAAGGAUGGCACAGUGAUCGUGCACAGUGUCCGGAGGGGGCAGUUCCUGCGCUCUCUGCGGCCGGCCUGUGAGGGGGGGCUCUCCUCCCGCAUCACUGAACUGGCCCUGGGCAUGGAGGGGCACCUGGUGGCCCACGCUCUGGCGGAGGGCAGACACGCUGGAAAGGACAUGUCCUCUCUCAGUGUGUACUCUGUGAAUGGGAGGCAGCUGGCUUCUGUCUCCCUGGAGGAGCAGGUGUCUGCUCUCUACCUGGUGCAGGACCAUGUCAUUCUGGGCACAGCUCUGGGCAGCCUCCACAUCCGAGACCUCCACAGCCUGAAGCUGUCUGUAUCGCCGCUGGCGCUAAAGGUGCCCAUCCGCAGCGUGUCGGUGACUAAGGAGAACAGUCACGUCCUGGUGGGACUGGAGGAUGGGAAACUCAUCGUGGUUGGAACCGGCAAGCCAGAGGAGGUGCGUUCGGGGACGUUCUCACGCCGGCUAUGGGGCUCCACGCGCCGCAUCUCUCAGGUGUCCUCGGGCGAGACGGAGUACAUCCCCACGGAGCCAGCAGGGAAGUGAGAGGGACACCGCAGGAGAGGACACAAAGGGACACGAAGGGACACGCUCACCCCACCGUGCUUUCAGCCUCGACUCGGCCAGCGGGGCCAAUGGCCAUGAGGGGGUCGGGGAGCACGAGAGCCGAGAGGACUGUCCUCAGGCCCAGCCUUGACUGCUGCCCCUCUGCACUUCACUGCUGGGGAUAAAGCACUCCCCACCACCACCACCACCACCACCACUACUACCACUGUUUUUAUAUGAGUGUGCGAGGAUAAAGCAAUUAUUUUCCAAAGCUGCACUUUUUAAAUGAAACUCUUUUUAAAAAUUGGUGUUUUUAUGUGGUAGUUGUACUUUUAAAAGAGGCUGUUCCAAAGAUUUUUUUUUUUACACACUCCUCACUUCUGCUGUACUAAUGGUUUGUGUCAGACAUUUGGUGUAAACAAGGGAUGUUUAGGUUUUAUGUAUUUUAAUGUUUUCAUUUCAUCCUGUGGAGGCGUGUCUGCUGUAAUACCCCAGUAGAUCACAAGAGGGACACAGGCGGUUCCCUGUGUUUGCUGUGUGAGCUCAUAGCUACAAAGCAAUAAGGAAUGUGAAUGAUCAUUGUUUCUGCGUUCUUACUGAAAGUGCAAGAUACUGUAAUCAGUUGCUACAUGAGAUUCUUUGAUGCCUUAAAAAAACAAAUAUUUCUAUGUGUGUAUCAGAUUAAUGGUUUGGUUUUUUUCAGAUCAUGUUAAUGUGUUUUUUUUUAUUUAUCGUAAUUCUUGAUGUUCUUCACACUCCACUUCACAGUCCACCCAUAAUUAAGCCUCCACAUCAUACACAGAGAAGUACACACACACACACACACACACACACACACGUAAGCCAAAUAAAGCCUUCUUUACUUUACUUUACUUCACCUAUCAAACUAACCACACUGGACAUUUUAGACUUGGCAGAUAACUCGAUAACACACACACACACACACACACACACACACACACACAUACACACACACUCCUGCCUCUCUAACUCGUUAAAUGAUAAAGUGCCUUUGCUCUUAAAUUAAUUGUUUUUUUGUUCACUGUAUUAUUUGGGAAGCAGCAAUGCUGCCUGGUCAAUCAUGAAUGGCACUUUGUCACUAUGCAUUUCCAGACCAAACCCUGAAUAACCCUGAACCAUGUUUGGGCACAGUUUUAGUAAUUCCAUAUGAUAUGGUUUUCAUAGGGGCAUUUUACAGCCUGUCGACGAUGGUUUAUUUAUAAAGUAAAAGCAGGUAUAUGUUUACUUAUCUAGACAAUCUGGAGGUUUCUCCUCGGCAGUAUGUGUGUUCAGAACCAGCUACUUUUUGAAUUUGAGCUUGAUUACCCUGACAAAAAUGGAAAAAAAAUUGAGAAAAGUGAAGAUUCCAUUUAUUUCCCUUCCAUUUUUUCCCUUCCAUUUUUUCCCAUUCCAACCUAAAACAAACUUCUAAAUCUUAUCUGCAGAGUAAAUAUGGCUCAUUGAGCUAAUUCACAAAAAUGUUGUCUGCACAACUAGCAAGCUUAAAACGGGCCCAGUUGAGCUCGGAGCAGGACUGUAUGGGAAGGUUUGGUCAAAGUCUUCUAGUGAGAAAGUUGCGUUAGUGGCUCUGCUCCACUGCCAUGUUGGGUCGUCACUGCUGUAACCAUUACUGUACUGAUGCUGAAGGCUGCAGGAUUUUGUUGCUCUUGAACACUGAAAUGCUUUGAAGCUGUUUUUAUCUUGAGCGAGUGUGAAACAGAUGUGUGUGUGUGUGUGUGUGUGUGUGUGUGUGUGUGGCACUUGGAGUAAAGGAACACAAGAAUGUACUUCCUGUGAAGUGGCUGUGCAGCCAGUGAGACGUCUGCUUGAAUGAACUGCCCCAGCAGGACCAGACACAUGUUCACUUCACUCCUGCAGAAAAGUGCCUCUCCGCUGUGCCACACAUAUACCGUCUCUUUCGCGAUCGUGUCAAGGGAAACAUUUUGGGUGAACGCAACAACAGCCAAAAUGCAGGUCUCUCUCACAUGUUUCCUUGUGUGCUGAAUGUAUCUUUUCAAAUACAAUGCCAUAUCAGCCCUGGGUCUUUUCUCAUGGCAUAUGUAUCGUCGUUCAGCUUUCCAGAUGACUUGCUGUUACAGUUGUCAAUCCUGCUGCGUUAUGUCUGUGAUUGUAAGACUAUGAACAAAUUUGACUAAAAGAUCCAAGUGAAUAUGCUGUCCAUGCUGUGUGGCCUACUGAAUUAAAAGGGUGUUUUGCUGAA
Clupea harengus (Atlantic herring) is the source of this 11372-nucleotide messenger RNA. RefSeq names its product neurobeachin-like 2 (gene nbeal2). NCBI's taxonomy places the organism in Eukaryota, Metazoa, Chordata, Actinopteri, Clupeiformes, Clupeidae. Gene Ontology annotation, cellular component: membrane; cytosol. Gene Ontology annotation, biological process: intracellular protein localization. The record is from RefSeq and is a predicted model, not a curated record. Gene Ontology annotation, molecular function: protein kinase binding.